AUGACAGCAUCUACGUACUUUGGAUUAUACGUUACAGUAAAAAACACUUUGGAGCUGAUUCAAUAUUUGUCGGAAAAAUUGAAUUAUAAAUACUUAAUGACAAGACAAUUAAACCAAGAUGCUCUGGAACAUUUUUUUGGACACAUGAGAGGAGCCAGUGGAUCCAACUCUCAUCCAGAUUCAUUGUUGUUUGUUCAAGUUUAUAGGCUUCUAUCUGUGUACUCAUUGGUUAAACCAAUACGUGGAAGUAAUAUUACAGGAAGUGAAUUACUAUCAACCAUAAUUUCCUUAAAAGAUUUGGUUGGUGAGGAACAUAGGCACCUUAUGUAA
Molecule: messenger RNA, 330 nt
Organism: Macrosiphum euphorbiae (potato aphid)
Lineage: Eukaryota; Metazoa; Arthropoda; Insecta; Hemiptera; Aphididae
Source: the annotation of a GenBank genome assembly